UAAAAGUUUCUUCGACUAAUCAAUAUUAAUAAAUAUAUUACACUAGGUGUUAAUUAAACAAUAAAUGGCUGUAGUAUUAAAGUUAAAAUGGAAAAUAUAACCAAUUCAAAUAAACUAAAUCAAGCUGGAAAUUGUAAUGGAUCCAAUAAUCACCAUGAUGAAACCAGCGAAAUGUCUGCAGAAAAUCCAAAAGCUCAAGCUUAUUUAGAUCAUUUAUUAAAUGAUGGUUGCAAUGAAGGCGAUAGCGGUUAUGAAAUGGAAUUGCCCUUUUACUACAAUGAUAAAUUAUUUCGACAAGGCCAAAGCUAUUUGGCAAAAUAUCGUUUUGUAUUACAAAGUGGCAUGUUGGCCGGUUUAGUUGCAGUCUUAGCCAUACCCUCCAUAUUAAAAGUGCUCAUUUGUACACGCCAAUCCGGAUCGCCUGCAACAGCAUAUAGAAGAUAUGUUCGCACAAUAUUACUCACAACAGCCUGGUAUAUAUAUUCACCCACACCGAGAACAUCUAAAUUCUGGAUUAGUUUGGAAGGUGUACGGAAAGCCCAUUCGCGUUCUAGUCGAGCCUGUGCUAAAUUGGGUGCUGGUCAAAUAACGCAAAAAGAUUUAGCUUUAACACAGUUUGGUUUUAUAGGAUUUCUAACAUUGGGUGCUCAUCGCAUACAACUAUAUGAUGAAGAAUUCUUAGAAGCUACUUCACAUAUGUGGCGGGUUAUAGGCUAUCUGCUGGGUAUUAAAGAUGAAUAUAAUAUUUGUGGUGAAAAUUGGUCUGAAACUAAACUGAGACUGGACAUUGUAAUGCGCAAGGUGUAUGAACCGGCUUUGGAGAAUACCAGCAAAGAUUUCGAGGAAAUGUGUAAAGCUUUAUUAGACGGUCUAUGGCCGGUAAAUACCAGUUUGACUGUGGGUUCAUUUCUCUAUAUGACCAAACGUCUGGCUUAUGUUAAGGGCUAUGAAUAUUAUGAAUUUGAUUAUCGUCCAGGUACAAAACCUGAUCCAAAUCAAUAUCGCUACUACAAAGAUUUAAGUUGGUGGGAUCGAGUUGUGGUAUUCUAUGGCCUACUUUUGGUGACUUAUUUACACAAAUAUAAUAUUGUCCGUUGGCAUCUGAAUUUCCGUGUUUGGUUUAAUGAACAAUUAAUGUAUUAUUUGCCUUAUAUUGCCUUUUUUAAAUAUGGAUUUAAAUGGGCUUAUGUGCGUGUCUUUACCGGUAGCGGUGUAAAAACUUUUAAUUUUCAUUUGAAAGAAGAUUAACUUUAUGUUUUUAAGCUGAUAAUAUUGUUAUAAUUUGAAUAAUAUAUGUAUGUAUAAAAGAAAUAAAAUGUGUUUUAUGAAAUAAUUUUGAUAAAAUAUUUGCAGAAAUGUCUGCUUAAAUGAAUGAAUUAUAUAUUAUUUGCCUUAUAUUGCCUUCUUUAAAUAUGGAAUCAAAUGUAUAUGCCGGCAAUGGAGUAAAUUCACUUGAUGUCCAUUUGAACGAAAAUUAAUUUAAGUAAUAUUUUUGU
Calliphora vicina (urban bluebottle blowfly) is the source of this 1496-nucleotide messenger RNA. RefSeq lists its product as uncharacterized. NCBI's taxonomy places the organism in Eukaryota, Metazoa, Arthropoda, Insecta, Diptera, Calliphoridae. The record is from RefSeq and is a predicted model, not a curated record. The transcript has 3 exons. Bases 88 to 1248 code for a protein of 386 amino acids.